AUGGAAGUUAACCUCUCUCUCAACCACCACCGCGCCCUCUCUCUAGCCUCCCGCACUCCCUCCCUCUCCACUCUCCGCACGCACUUCCUCGCCUCCACUCACACUCUCCGUCCCCCUCCAACGCCCCCCUCCCUUCGCUCCCGCAACAAACGCUCCACCCGCCAUAACUUAGGUCUCCUCCGCUUCCACUCCCCGCGCUUCGUCUUCAAGGCCUCCCUCCAUUCCCACUCCGUCAUCGUCGUCGUCAUCGUCGUCACUUUAUCCGCCGUUUCCUGGCUCCACUUCACUCUCACCAAGAAAAAAAACAAGUCUCUUAACCAGGAGAUUCUUCACUCCACAGCUUGGAUUAAUGCAUUUAGUGUUCUGGAUAGAGUGUUACUGCUAGUGAAGCUAUUACAGACACGGGGGCAUGCGAAUUUCGCGUUAUCGCCGCAGGGAACUAAUGUUGGGAGCCGGGUCAUUGAUGACGACAUUCUUGGUUUUACGGAAUUUCAAAGGGAUAACAAGCUGACUGAGAUUGGGAAGUUGAAGGAUCAGCAUGGGGAAGACUACCGCGUCUUUGAGGAAAACGAGAUCCACCUCCCGUUUUUGAAAUCUUCAGUGGUGCAAGAAGUGGCCCUCGCGACUGAGACUUCAGAGUCAUCUUCUUCUGUUCUUGACUCUGGUGUGAAUAAUAAUGAUAGUAAUAAUAGUUCCAAGGUAUUGGAUGAGUCUUUUUUAUCCGUGGCUUUCUCACCAAGUUCAUUACCACCUCUGGAGUUUGCUGAGGAAAUGGCUAUACAAGUGGAAGAAAGUCAAGAAAAAAUUGAACUUGGUGCCAUCAACGGUGAUGCCCUUUUUGGUGAGUCAGUUAGAGAAGGGUUAUACAUGUUUUAUGAGGUUAACAAGUCUGCAACUGGAUCUAUGGCACCGCUGAGUAGUUUAAAGUCAUUAUCUCCCCGUGCUUCUUUUAUGAAUAAAAAAAGAUCUCCCUCAGUGAUGGGAAAUGCCACGCUGAAAGCAACAGGAUUAUCUACAAAUACUCCUCUACAAAAUGCAGAACAUGUAAAAGGAGCUGUUGAAAUUUUCGGUCAUAAAGAUGGCUACCCUCCACAACAUGUUUAUCAUGCCAAGUUUUUUAACACCUGCAAGAAAAGAAAGGCUGUUAAAGAGGCUUUUGAUUACAUUAGGCUCAUUCCAAAUCCAACGCUGAGUACAUUUAAUAUGCUUAUGUCGGUGUGCGCAAGCUCCCAAGAUUCAGAAAGGGCUUUCCAAGUUUUGCAGCUUCUUAAGGAUGCUCAACUAGAACCUGAUUGCAAACUUUAUACCACUCUGAUAUUAACUUGUGCAAAGAGUGGGAAAGUUGAUCUAAUGUUUGAAGUUUUUCACAAGAUGGUUAAUGCUGGAGUGGAACCUAACGUUCAUACCUAUGGAGCACUUAUUGAUGGUUGUGCUAGAGCUGGGCAAGUAGCUAAAGCAUUUGGUGCUUAUGGAAUUAUGAGGUCAAAGAAUGUGAAGCCAGAUCGUGUUGUAUUCAAUGCACUUAUAGCUGCUUGUGCCCAAUCAGGAGCUGUAGAUCGUGCUUUUGAUGUGUUAGCAGAAAUGGCAGCAGAAAUACAGCCCAUCGACCCAGAUCACGUAACUAUCGGUGCAUUGCUGAAGGCAUGCACUAAAGCCGGUCAGGUUGAACGAGCACAAGAAGUGUACAGGAUGGUACAAAAAUAUAACAUAAAGGGAUGCCCAGAAGUUUACACCAUUGCCAUUAAUUCUUGUAGCCAAACUGGGGAUUUGGAAUUUGCUCUGGCUGUAUAUAAUGACAUGACGCAGAAAGGGAUCCUCCCAGAUGAGAUAUUUCUGAGUGCACUGAUAGAUGUUGCUGGUCAUGCUAAAAACCUGGAUGCUGCCUUUGAUGUCCUACAAGAAGCCCAUAAAGGAGGAAUACAGAUUGGAAUAAUGCCAUAUAGCUCAUUGAUGGGUGCCUGUAGUAAUGCAAGAAAUUGGCAGAAAGCAUUGGAGCUAUAUGAAUAUCUUAAAUCUCUUAAAUUGACAUUGACAGUUUCAACAAUUAAUGCUUUGCUCACUGCACUUUGUGAUGGAGAUCAAUUUCAAAAGGCUUUGGAGGUUUUUUCUGAAAUGAAAGGAUUAGGAUUGUGCCCAAACAGUAUCACAUUCUCGAUACUUAUAGUGGCAAGUGAGAAAAAGGAUGAUAUGGAGGCAGCUCAAAUGCUCCUUUAUCAAGCCAAAAAAGAUGGUGUAGCGACUAACCUCAUCAUAUCUCGAUGCAUAAUUGUUCUAUGGUUUGUAAAUCCUGAUAGCGCUUCGAUUUCUUUGAAAGGCAUGUGCCAGCGGAGAUUUGAGAAGGCUUGCAUUGUUGGUGAGCCUGUUUUAUCUUUUCGCUCAGGACGGCCACAAGUUGAUAAUAAAUGGACAUCACUGGCCUUAAUGGUGUAUCGUGAAACAAUUGAAGCUGGUCAAAAACCUACAAUUGAAAUAUUGUCACAUAUUCUGGGAUGCCUGCAACUCCCUUAUGAUGCAUCUCUGAAAAAUAGACUUGCUGAGAACUUAGGAGUAAGUGCAGAACCUUCAAGAAGUUCAAACCUCUGUUCAUUAAUGGAUGGAUUUGGUGAAUACGAUCCUCGUGCUUUUUCAAUACUUGAGGAAUCUGCUUCAUAUGGAGUUGUUCCAUCUGUAUCGUUUAAAGUGAACCCCAUUGUUAUUGAUGCUAAAGAAUUACAUUCUUCUAUUGUUGAGGUGUAUCUCAUAACAGUUUUGAAAGGUCUCAAGCAUAGACUAGCAGCAGGUGCAAGAUUGCCCAAUAUAAUCAUUUUAUUGCCUGUAGAGAAAACAGAAGUCGUGUCUCUAAAGGGGAAGAAGAUCAUUAACCUUGCAGGAAGAGCUGGGCAAGCAGUUGGAGCGUUAUUGAGGAGGCUUCGGAUUCCUCACCUUGGUAAUGAAUCGAAUGGUAAGCUUAGAAUUAAUGGUCUGUCUUUGAAAAAAUGGUUUCAGCCGAAACUUGCAUCUCCAUUUAGCGGAAAACCAGGUGAUUGGAGUUCCUCCAUAUCACGACUAGGCAAAAGUAUUAGCCAUCAGCAACGAAACAUCCGAAUGGGCAAUCUGUCUUUGGACUAA
Molecule: messenger RNA, 3108 nt
Organism: Sphenostylis stenocarpa
Lineage: Eukaryota; Viridiplantae; Streptophyta; Magnoliopsida; Fabales; Fabaceae
Source: the annotation of a GenBank genome assembly